AUGCUCGCUUUCCGAACGCCUCCAUCCCUUCAGGCCAGCGCCAGGGCUGACGCAGCGGCCGCCCGCCCGCAUAUCCUCAGGCGUGCCGCCGCGCAGCGCGGCGGCGCCUGCCGCGCAGGGCCGGACGGGCGGAGCGCGGCCGCCGACAGGGAUGGUGCUUCGGCCAGCGGCCGCAGCAUUGUCGCAGCCAUCGGUCAGGAUCACCAGAG
Molecule: messenger RNA, 209 nt
Organism: Monoraphidium neglectum
Lineage: Eukaryota; Viridiplantae; Chlorophyta; Chlorophyceae; Sphaeropleales; Selenastraceae
Exons: 1
Source: RefSeq, a predicted model, not a curated record